Messenger RNA from Cadophora gregata, 3025 nucleotides. RefSeq lists its product as uncharacterized. Lineage: Eukaryota; Fungi; Ascomycota; Leotiomycetes; Helotiales; Ploettnerulaceae. The record is from RefSeq and is a predicted model, not a curated record. Bases 629 to 2548 code for a protein of 639 amino acids. The transcript is spliced from 4 exons.
UGCUGUGCCGUCGUCGCCUCCACCCAGCUGCACCUCUCAAGACUCCCGACGUCCACGUCCACUUCCAUCUUCCUCUUCCUCUUCCUCCUUGCGUGCAUGUAAUGUACUGCGUAUGUAUGUCACUGACAACCACUCAAACUCACACCAAACCAAUAGAACGUACAUCUUCUUCCUUCCUUCCUUCCUUCCUUCCUCAUACAGAUAUGCAAAAGGACCGGGACCCCAAACCGCAGUGCGUGCAUUGCUCCUGCAUCAAUCUCGUCUCGAAGACUCGCCAGAUCUGACUUUUCGUCACCUACUCGUACCGUACCCUAGCUACCGCACUUGAAACCGUCCAAGCUUGUUCUCGAAACCCUUCCAGGUUCUAGCCACCUUCUCACAUAUUUCCCUAAAUGAUGGAAUGUAAGCGCGUCGACACAUCUCCGCUUGCUUCAUCGCACAGCCGAUGACGGUCAAUAAAUACCUUACCCGAUUUACCAGGUCUCUGGACUGUUGACUGAUUAAACGGCCGUCCCGGACCAAGAACGAACAGACGAAGAAAUCUCCGAGAGACGACCGAUGUUUGGAUGUUAGGUCCGUGCCUAUUGUUGACCCGAGUUGCGUUUGCGUGCUACAAACAGUUCUAUCCAUGAUGGCGGCGGCACAGGUGCUCGUCGAUGCUCUCGCUUCUCUGAAGAAUCCUGAUGGGACUUUACAAGAAGGCAAUCGGAAGUUAGCACUAGGUGCCCUUAUCUCACAAUUGACACAUUCAGAGACCGUCGACAUUCGACUUCGGCUUAAUGCCAUGAGCACACAAGGAUUGCCAGAGAAAAUACCUGCAGAAUUACACCACAAGAUUCUAGACUAUAUCAGCCUUGAGGAUUCCAUGAACCUGCGACUUGUGCGGCUUAACUGGAGUAGAAAGUUCUCGAGCGUGCAAACUUCUGCGGAGAUCGUUAAGCGGCACUUCACCGAAAAGCACGAACUCUACACAGAAGAACUUAGUGGGCUGGAGGAUGAUGACAGGAAAUUGAUCGCUGCUAAGAAUCUCAAGAUCUGGCUUGAUAAUAUCGUUAAGCAAAGGUUGCGACGAGUCCGCGGUCAAUAUGCAUCUACUUCAGUGUACUACUACACGGAAACGCCGGCAACAGAGCAGUGGGGUUCGCCGCAGUACUGUAAUGGAAGGAUAUCUUACUUGAGUCUCGACCAAAUGCUGGUAGUGAAAAACAUCUGCGGCGAGUUCACAGAUCGAUUUGCACUUCCGCAGCGAGAAUUAUUUAAUCAAUGGCUGCUCUCAGACGAGUGCAUUGUGGCAGUGUCGGGAAAUCAGCGAACGAUCUACGCAUGGCAGCUGGAAUUACCUUUUUCUACAUCUCAAAAUGAACCACAGAUACAACAAUUGCCGAACGCUAUUGCAAAGAUUACUGCUCGUCACAACCGUGUAGGGAUUGUACUUCGUCAUGGGGAGGUAUACAUCUGGGAAAUCGGGAGACCUAAAAAUCCAUUGUCAAUAGUGACCCUGCCAUGGACUACGAACCUGAAUAGGAUGAACCUCCUAGGAUCAAUUGUGGUAUUCCAUCCUUACAGGCGAGAUAUUUUUUUCAUUUAUUCCUAUACCUAUAAACGUUCCAGUCGCUUUCCGGACUCGGGCACUCAAGUAUCACAAUUUGAUUUCUACGAGUACGAAGACUUCAAACCCAAAUCCAGGCAUACGGCAUAUCAGCGUACUGUCAUUUGCAACCUACAUGGCCUAGAACCUCAAAUCAGCGCCUUACAGGAUACUUCCAUUGGGAUUUCAGAAUUCGCUGGGUUUCAAGAGCUUGUUCCCAAACGAGAUGGUCAAUUAUCUGCCAAUUUGCACGUGGACGAAGACAAUUUGUUUGUCCAUGACACACUUGUUGAAAUCGAGCGCGAACAGACCGGAUCUAAAGGUAAUUUGCUCGAAAGUGAAAGCGCCCUUCUCUCAUUUGACAUGGAAACAAAGCAAUUCCAGUGUCACAACUACUACCGGCCAUGGCAUAACAUAGAUCCAGGCUGGAAUGAACCGAGGACGGAAUCCCUGAUCUGGCGAAAUAUGACCUUAAGCCCAGUCUACCGCUCAGACAUAGCAGCGGAGAGUCCUCCGGGAAAAGGGAGACACUCUACAUGGGUUUCUGAUCAGUCAGUGCUGAUAAGCUUGCUUUUAGGAGAGACAGAUCUCCUCGUCACCGCUGUACACCACGUCCCUAGCCCCAACAAACAGGCCAGCGAAAUAUCCUGGUACAAAGAAGAACAGGAGGGCCAGACUGUUGUACAUCGGGCAGAGUUAUCUGCCCAGUUUCAACAGCGAAAGACAGCUUUCCACUGGGUCGUAAGCCAAGAUUUUACUCGCGCGGCACGUAAUGAGGUCGAGAAUGACUUUGAUUCACGGCACCGUUCCGAGGAAGUUAUUCCGCCACGGAUUUUGAAGGGGGAUGACCGUUUUGUCGUCUUGUUUAGUCCCAAGGGGUAUUUCGUCUGGUGCUUUGAUUCAGAUGCUCGCCUUGGUAUCAAAGACUCUGAGAAAGACCCGACUGCGCAAAGCAAUUGAACAGCUUAGAAGAACUCCGGUAUGGCUCAGGAAGGGUAAAUAUAGCGACUGCGGUCAUGAUACAAAUGGCAACGUAAUGCUACAAGCAAGUCAACGGGUUGGCAUUGACGUUGGGUGAUUGGAGCUUUGGCCACGGUGAACCUGUUGUGGUGCGGUGUCGCCUCUCGCUCAGGGAAAGGGUUGGAGGCGGAUUCUUAGGCAUUGCUGCGAAGUGCAAUGUGGCAGGUACUUGGGCAUAAAGAUUCCUUCAUAGAAGGAUGGGAUACGAUGUCCAGCUCUCAUUGCUGCGCAGUGACUGUUGAGUGUUACCUGAUAUGACACUGUAUCACUCACAGAGACGCUUCCCUGCCAAAAUUUGACGAUAAGCGUGCUGAGAUGGUGGUAAAAGGACUAAAUUUUUCCUCACUCCAUGGUGACUUCAAAAAAAUGAAUGUCCUGUACAAUUGCGAAGUACCUGAAUUCCAAAAUUCUAUGUAG